GUAACUUUUAUAUUGAUAGUCACAGACAUUCCUGAAGGAAAUUGUAAAGAAAGUAGAGCUCCGUCUUUCUUUACACAUACCAAAGCUAUCAUUAACUCAAAGCUAUGUAUAUUUCUUGUUACGAAAAUUGGAAUCAUUACCUACAGUCACAACCUAUCAAGAGGCUUCUGAGCUUAUGCCAGAGUAUUUUGAAUUUGGAUUCAUUAAUCAACAUCCUCUUGUAGCCUUGAAUCAAGUGGUAUCUAAUAUAUAUCUCCCUUUAUUUCAAGAUGAACAUUUAAUAACCAAAAUUUUACCAGAAAACUGCAAGCUGCAAAGCAAACAGGUAAUGUCUUUGUUUUCUGAGUUUAACCAAGAAACCAAAGAAUUUAUAGAUUCAACCAAUGAAGCUAUCCAUCAAAUAGAAAAACCAUUUGUGUUCAAACUUCCUGAUAUUCCAUCUUCCUGUGUUCUGGAAGAAUUAGCUCAAGAAGCACAAUUUGUAGCUGAAACACAAGAGCUUGUAUCUGAAUGGAUUACAGUGAUUACAGACUUAUUAGAAGAAUGUAGUCAAAAGGAAAAUCCAGGCAAUGAUCUUCUGUCUGAAAUUGAGUUUUGGAAAAGUCAGAAAUUUAAAUUGAGUACAUAUUUUGAUCAGUUGAGCCAUUCUGAUAUUCAGAAGUCAAUUAAUAUUCUUCAAUUAGCAAACUGCGAUUUGUUGGAAUUUCAUUCUUCCGUUAGUAAAAUCGAAGAUCGACUAAUCAAAGUGAUAGAUAUUGUAAAAUACUUAAUAUUGCUAGAAAAUAAUAUAAAGAAUUUUCUCUCUGGAGCAACAACAGAUGAAGCACAGAAGUCACUCAGUGAUCUAUUUAUAGUGCUAAAAAUAAUGUGGAUCCAGUCAAGCUACUACAAAGAAGUUCCAAAUAUGUGCAGAAUCAUAAGAGGAGUAUCAGUAUUGUUGAUGAACAAAGUAAAAAAAGAUGCUGAAAUUCAGUUUCUUUUCAGAAAACCUUUGGAUGAGGUAAGGAAAAUUGCCAAUGAUUCAAUUCAGAUAUUGACUUGCUGGACAGACUUGUAUGAAGCUCAGUGCGAAGAUCUGAAAAAAUAUGGAGGUUGUCAUUGGUGGCGUUUUGAUGUGAGACUGUUUUUUGAUGAAACGCAUUACAUGAUUGAGAUUUGUCGUGAUCUGGAUAAAAUUGCUGAGACUCUGCAGCAGCUGAAGAAUAUUUUCAACACAAAUUUGAAGCAUUUUGCUCAAGACAUUGAAGGACUGCGUGUGCUGGAAAUAAGAAUUUUUGGCAUGACUUCCAGAAUACAAUAUGCUGGUUUUGAUAUUUUUGAUCCCAAGUGCAAAUUGGAUUGGAAUUUGAUUAUAAAUGCCUUCUAUCGUGAUGUCAAGAAUUUUGAAGAUGAGGUCAAAAAUUAUAUUAAUGAAAUGUUCCACUCUAUUCUUUCCUGGGAGAAUGCUUAUAUACUUACAGAAAGUUUCUACAAAGUAUUUCUGUCAUCUUCUAUUAAGCAGUUUAUUGACAAAAGCCAUGAUAAUAUGAUAAAACAAUUUUUGAGAGAGAUAUAUGAAACUGAAAAUGAAUUUCUCACUUAUGAAGAUGAACCGCCAUGUUUUGAAAAUGUUCCACCUACAGCAUCUGCAAUUCUGUGGGUGGAAGAGUUGUUGUCUAAAUUGACUCAUCCUAUGUCUCGUAUAUCAGCACGUUCAGCUCUAUCUAAGAAGAAAUAGAGGUUCAAGAACGUUUUAGAAAAACAGAGCUCCUUUUUAAAACUUAUGAGAUUAAAAAAUACGAAGCAUGGAAAAUAACAACUAGUGAAAAUCUGAAUAAAUUCCUUCACACAAAGCUUUUACAGAAACAUACAAAGUCUACAACAUAUCUGCCUGAAGCCCUAUCAUAUGAAGUUAAUUUUCCAUUAUAUUUAGAGGAAGUAUCUUUGGAAGCAAAACUUUUGGAAUAUUUAGGAUAUGAUAUACCUGUGUUCAUAAAAAAUAUUCUUUUACAA
This is a messenger RNA of Stegodyphus dumicola, 1992 nucleotides long. RefSeq lists its product as uncharacterized. NCBI's taxonomy places the organism in Eukaryota, Metazoa, Arthropoda, Arachnida, Araneae, Eresidae. The record is from RefSeq and is a predicted model, not a curated record. Gene Ontology annotation, molecular function: dynein intermediate chain binding; dynein light intermediate chain binding. Gene Ontology annotation, cellular component: axonemal dynein complex. Gene Ontology annotation, biological process: microtubule-based movement.